AUGGCAGAGCAGGGGAAGAAGACGGGGGAGCAGGACAAGAAGAGGCCGCGGCUCUCCGACAAGGCCGAGGGCAGCGGCGCCAAGAAGUCCAGUGUCGUCGCGGUGACCACGGUGUCACCGGCGGAGCUCACGGUGCCGAGUCCGGUGGCCCCAAGGAGGGCGGCGCUGUCCUCGCCCAGCCCCGUUGCAAAGGUGAAGCCGGUCACCACGGUGGGGCUGACCAGUCCUGUCGCCGUCAUGCCACCGGCGCUGCCGGUGCCGAGUCCGGUGGCCACGAAGACGCGGACACUGGCCGAGCUCAAUCCGGUUCCCAUCACGAAGUCAGCCGCCACGGUGGCGGUGACCAGUCCAGUGGCCGCCACGCCACCGGCGCCCAGUCCAUCGGCAACGAGGGUGCUCGCGGGACAGAGUCCGGUGGCCACGAAGACGCCGACACCCAGUCAAGUGGCCACCGCGAAGCCGGCUGCCGUGGUGAAGCGGGAUGAAGAAGGCGCGGAACACAAUGGUGGCGCAAUGGUGGCCCUCGCGGCGGAAGAGGAUGAGCCUGCCAACUUGGACUUGCCGAAGAAAUUGUUUCACUGCGCCGCCUGUCGUGCCCCCCUCAAGCCUCCGGUGUUCAAGUGCGAAACGGAGCAUUUCCUGUGCUGCGCCUGCGGUGGCGACGACGACGGCGACGGAGACGGCGGAGCGACCAAGCACUGCGGUCCAUGCGGGCAUGACGUCUCCUACACCCACUCCGGCUUCAUGGACAGCGUGGUCAGCGCCUACAAGGUGCCAUGCCCGUACAAGCAGCACGGCUGCGCGAGCUCCAUCGUGUACCACGCGGCGGCGGACCACAAGGCCAAGUGCGCGCACGCGCCCUGCUACUGCUUGGAGUGCACGCCCCCGUUCGAGGGCUCGCCGGCGGACCUCCUGCGCCACCUCACGGCGCCGUCCGGGAAACACUCCUGGCCCACGGAGAAGAUCAAAUACGAGUCGAGCCACCCGCUCGUCGUGCAGGCGCCGUCGGGGGAUUACCGCUGCCUGCUGGUCGCAGAGGACGGCAUCGUGUUCCUCCUGGCCGUGGGCGCCGGCAGGGGCCCGGCCGGGCGCCGCCCCGUCAACGUCGUGUGCGUCAGGGGCAACGCCGACGCCGACACGAGGCCGCUGUACACAGGCGUGCUCUGGGUGGAUGGGCCCCUGGCCGCCCCCGGCCACCUCAGGGGCAGUGUCCAGGUGAAAGGGGACGUGGCGAACUGCUCCGUCCCGGGCGAGGUGGACAUGGAACAAGGCUGGCUCCAUGCGCAUGUCAACCCCAACAUGCUGCACGGAGAGUCCGGCGAGGUUCAUCUGCGCCUCCGUAUAACCAAGUUCCCAUGA
This is a messenger RNA of Triticum aestivum (bread wheat), 1359 nucleotides long. RefSeq lists its product as uncharacterized. Gene Ontology annotation, molecular function: zinc ion binding. Bases 1 to 1359 code for a protein of 452 amino acids. The transcript has 2 exons. Lineage: Eukaryota; Viridiplantae; Streptophyta; Magnoliopsida; Poales; Poaceae. The record is from RefSeq and is a predicted model, not a curated record.